GGUCAGGGCGUCAAGAUGGCGGCGCGCGCAGCGUGUGUAGCUGUGUGCCGGCGCCUGCAGCAGGAAUUGGGGAAUUUGUCUGUAAAUGGCUCUGAGAGCACUACAACCAAAGCCGGUGGCCUCCUGCUCAGUUGCAGUACAAAGUGGGUGCCACGGUCAAGCCUGCACAUGGACAUUCCAAAGGAUUUGACCAACCCUACGAUAACCACUUCUGAUGAGCCAGACACAUUGUACAAACGCCUGUCCAUUUUAGUGAAGGCCCAUGACAAGGCUGUGUUAGACAGUUACGAGUAUUUUGCUGUGCUCGCUGCUAAAGAACUUGGCAUUUCUAUUAAAGUACAUGAACCGCCAAGGAAAAUAGAGCGCUUCACUCUUCUCAAGUCAGUGCACAUCUUCAAGAAGCACAGAGUUCAGUAUGAGAUGAGGACGCUGUACAGGUGUUUGGAGUUGAAGCACCUGACUGGGUGCACGGCCAGUGUCUACUUGGAGUAUAUCCAGCGAAACCUGCCCGAAGGAGUGGCCAUGGAAGUCACAAAGACACAGAUACAGAAGUUGCCGGAACACAUCAAGGAGCCAAUGUGGGGAACAUUUGCCCAGGAGACCGAAGGAAGCAAAGCGUGAGACUGCCCGCCUGUGCUGUAUCUGAAAGUCAAGGCCUGCUGCGCUCCCUGGAGAGCGCUCCAGCCCAGAGGAAGCCGUCCGCCUGGCCAUGCUCUGCUGAGUCCUCACGCCCGAGCAGCCGAGGGGAUCAUGGCGGCAGGCGUGGCUUCAAGGAAGAACCACUGUGUCCGUUCUUUAUACCUGACUUUGCUUGUGUUCUGCUUUGAACAAACAUUAGCAAACUUCUGUAUAACCUGAAACUAAAGAAUCAGAUUUAAACACC
Psammomys obesus (fat sand rat) is the source of this 883-nucleotide messenger RNA. RefSeq names its product mitochondrial ribosomal protein S10 (gene Mrps10). The coding region runs from base 16 to 621 and encodes 201 amino acids. Lineage: Eukaryota; Metazoa; Chordata; Mammalia; Rodentia; Muridae. Gene Ontology annotation, cellular component: mitochondrial small ribosomal subunit; mitochondrion. The transcript is spliced from 7 exons. The record is from RefSeq and is a predicted model, not a curated record.